CAUCCGCGUAGACGAUUCCUUCCUCUAAUUGUGGAACAACUUACCAACAAAGCGAAACGAAAAUUCAGUGAGUCGACUCAACUGCUCAGCACUCAGCAAUGGCGUCCACACUUCUGAAGCGAACGAGCUUCUCCGCAAUGAAAUCAGUGGUCGGAGGCUUCCAAAUCGGAGCUCAAUCAAGAGCCUACGCGGCCGCUGCAGUCGGGACCGACCUAGUCUCCGCCGCACCCAAUGUUUCCCUCCAGAAAGCUCGCACCUGGGACGAAGGCGUCUCCUCCAACUUCGCCACCACUCCUCUCAAAGACAUUUUCAAGGGCAAGAAAGUCGUCAUCUUUGGGCUCCCUGGCGCCUUCACCGGCGUUUGUUCUGUGCAACACGUGCCUAGUUACAAGAAGCAGAUUGAUAAGUUUAAGGCCAAAGGGGUCGAUUCUGUGAUUUGCGUAGCUGUGAAUGAUCCAUAUGUUAUGAAUGGCUGGGCAACCAAACUCGAAGCCAAAGAAGCUAUUGAGUUCUAUGGGGACUUCGAUGGGAGCUUCCACAAAAGCUUGGAAUUGGAUAAAGAUCUCAGCGGUGCCUUGCUUGGACAUCGCUCUCAAAGAUGGUCAGCAUAUGUGGUCGACGGGAAGGUGAAAACUCUAAAUGUGGAGGAAGUGCCAUCAGACUUCAAGGUUUCUGGCGGGGACGUCAUUUUGGGGCAGAUCUAGUUUUGAUAGUUAUUGAGACGACUUACACGGUGCUCGAUCCAUGAUGAGACAUGUCAUCCAUUUGUAUCCUUAAUAACUGAAUUCUGUUGAGUUUCGGCAUGAAGUUUUCGGAUGCUAUGGUUUUAGGGAACUUUAACGAAAAGCUUCUGGUACUGUUCAUUUUUAUGAAAAGCUCCUGGUUUGGGCCCUUUUCAUUAGCAUCUUUACCUUUGUUUCCUAGGUCAUAUUGGACCCGAGACCCCUACCAUAUAAUGCAAUCACAUUCUCCAGUCCAA
Messenger RNA from Malus domestica (apple), 979 nucleotides. Its product is annotated as peroxiredoxin-2F, mitochondrial. Gene Ontology annotation, molecular function: thioredoxin peroxidase activity. Gene Ontology annotation, cellular component: cytoplasm; mitochondrion. The record is from RefSeq and is a predicted model, not a curated record. Lineage: Eukaryota; Viridiplantae; Streptophyta; Magnoliopsida; Rosales; Rosaceae. Gene Ontology annotation, biological process: hydrogen peroxide catabolic process; cellular response to oxidative stress; cell redox homeostasis.